Molecule: messenger RNA, 974 nt
Organism: Wasmannia auropunctata (little fire ant)
Lineage: Eukaryota; Metazoa; Arthropoda; Insecta; Hymenoptera; Formicidae
Product: sugar transport protein 9-like
Exons: 3
Coding region: 198-512 (104 amino acids)
Biological process (GO): transmembrane transport
Cellular component (GO): membrane
Molecular function (GO): transmembrane transporter activity
Source: RefSeq, a predicted model, not a curated record
AUAUAAUAUUUAAUUUCUGUGUAUUUAAUCUGUCGCAGUUUCUUUACACUAUUGUUUGCAAUUUGGCUUUAAUUAGUGCAGGAGCUACUGCGGGAUAUUCCUCCGUAGUGCUUCCUGUACUAACGGAUAACACAUCCUCCAUAACUUUAAACGCAACGGAAUCAUCUUUAUUCGUUUCUAUAUUAGUUAUCACCAUAAUGAUCGGUUGCUUCCUAAGCAUUAUUAUGAUGAACUAUGGAAGACGACAUACUAUGAUAGUGUGUGGUGUUAUCUUUUUUUUGGGAUGGAUUUUGAUGGCAAGUAGUUAUAAUGUGAUACAACUCUUCGUCGGUAGGUUAUUAACAGGACUUGGCUUUGGUUUAUGCGCAACUUCCAUUGGAAUUUAUUUAGCAGAAAUCUCUAUACCCUUAUGGAGGGAAGUCAUUACGGUUACUCCGAAUGUAGCUCUUACCAUCGGAAUUCUAGUCGUUUAUCUUCUAGGAUUUGUCAUACAGGUAAGAACAUUAUGUUAAUUUUUUAUGUUGAUUCUUGUGUUAAUUUUUUAUUAUGAGAGAAUAAGAUUAUUAAGAUCAUUGAUAAUAAGACGAAAUUUAAAUUAAUUACGUCAUUUUAUAAUACAGAAUUUUAUUUGUGCAUUUAAAUUGAUUUUUUAAUCUUAAUGUUAACCCGUAAAGAACACAUGGGUGCAAAUUCGCACCAAGCGAAUUUUCUUAAAGUUUUAUAUCUUCUGAAAAUAAAAAGCAAAAUUAAAGCAAAAUGUGUUUCCCAAUGUAAAAUUGUCUGACCAAUUGAUUGGUAUUAUAAUAUUAAAUUUUCGAAAAAAGAACGUAAUUGUUUUUAAAUUUUGUGUUAAACAAAACCAUUCAAAAGAAAGGUGUCCUUUACGAGUUAAUAUAAAAAUGUAUCAGAUAUACGAAGUGCUAAUGAAAGCCGACACGAAUGUUGGUGUCUAUGAAAUAAUUUUUAUUGUUACA